Messenger RNA from Haliotis rufescens (red abalone), 13460 nucleotides. Its product is annotated as unconventional myosin-Va-like. Lineage: Eukaryota; Metazoa; Mollusca; Gastropoda; Lepetellida; Haliotidae. The record is from RefSeq and is a predicted model, not a curated record. The coding region runs from base 183 to 6104 and encodes 1973 amino acids. Gene Ontology annotation, biological process: actin filament organization; vesicle transport along actin filament. The transcript has 43 exons. Gene Ontology annotation, cellular component: myosin complex; actin cytoskeleton; vesicle. Gene Ontology annotation, molecular function: microfilament motor activity; ATP binding; actin filament binding.
AACACUGUUAAUGGUAUAUAUUUACUUAUCUACAACAGGAUGAAAUACAGGAGAUCAUUAUGAUAAUUAUGGAGUCGCUGUGAUUACUGCAGCCAUCAUGGUAAAUUACUCGUGAUUAUAAGCACUCGAUUGUCACAAAACGAUGACGAAGUCAGGACGCCUACAUGCGGUGAAUAUUCACAAUGGACAAAGUCUGGAAAGUUGGGGGAAGUGGAGGGACGUCGAGGGCGGCAUUACCAAAAUUGAUACCCGCGGUUCCAGAAGUGAUGGGUCCUUACCAGAGAUUUGAUCUUCAAUACGUGUUGAAGGAAAUUGAAACUGCCGAUCAUUAUGUUGAGGGAGCGCGGGUAUGGAUCCCGGAUCCCGUGGAGGUGUGGCGAGCUGCGGAGCUGCUGGAAGCCUACACCGGGCAGCCCAAGCUCAAAAUACAGUACGAGGAGGGGGAGGGCCACUGGACAGUAAGUACCAGGGGUGAUCACCCCUUUCAAAAACCCAAACAGCAAUGGAUAUCUCUUCGGGAAUCUGUGAUAGAAAUAAAAGAAAAGAACCUGCCUCAUUUACGAAACCCGGAUAUUUUGAUCGGUGAAAACGAUCUUACCUCUCUAAGUUACUUGAACGAACCAGAAGUUCUGUACAAUCUGCAGGUCAGGUUUGUGCAACAGAACCUCAUCUACACAUACUGUGGUAUAGUGCUUGUGGCCAUCAACCCGUACGAGCAGUUAGACAUCUACAACAAUGACAUCAUCCAGGCCUACUGCGGCCAGGACAUGGGCGCCAUGGACCCUCACAUCUUCGCGGUCGCAGAGGAGGCCUUCAAGAAGAUGUCAAGGUUUGAUGAAAACCAGUCCAUUAUUGUCAGUGGAGAGUCUGGUGCAGGGAAGACGGUCUCGGCUAAAUAUGCCAUGCGAUACUUUGCAACAGUUGGGGGCUCGCAGGCGGAUAGUGAGACACAGGUCGAGAAGAAAGUCCUGGCCUCGAACCCCAUCAUGGAGGCUAUUGGCAACGCCAAGACAACAAGAAACGACAACAGCAGUAGAUUCGGUAAAUACAUCGAGAUCACGUUCAGCAGGAAGCACGAAAUCAUCGGUGCCAACAUGAGGACAUACUUGCUGGAGAAAUCCAGAGUGGUGUUCCAGGCCGAGGAGGAGAGAAACUACCACAUCUUCUACCAGCUGUGUGCAUCAGCCGACCUGCCAGAGCUAGCGGACAUGAAGCUGAAGUCUGCAGACGACUUCUUCUACACCUGUCAUGGAGGGAGUCCGGAGAUCAAUGGAGUCGAUGAUGCCCAUGAUUUUCAGGUUCUACGGGAGGCUUUCAGUUUACUAGGCUUUUCUGCCAAGGAUCAAAUGAUGAUCUUCCGUAUCAUGUCUUCGGUGCUUCACUUCGGCAACGUUGUCAUCAGAGAGAAGGAGGGGGAGUGUUGUGAAGUUCCAAAACAAGAUGAGCAUUUAACUGUGAUGUGUAAGCUGCUGGGCAUCGAGGAGUCCCAGAUGAGGAUGUGGCUGUGUAACCGGUCCAUCCAGACAGUCAAUGAAACCCUCACCAAACCCCUGACAGAGAGCCAGGCCAGUUUUGCCCGGGACGCCCUGGCCAAGCACAUCUACUCCCGGAUGUUUGACUGGAUCGUGGCCCACGUCAACAAUGUGCUGCGGAACAACGUCAAAACCAAAGUCAAACUCAACUUCAUAGGAGUGCUAGAUAUUUAUGGGUUUGAAACGUUUGUAAUCAACAGUUUUGAGCAGUUCUGUAUAAACUACGCAAAUGAAAAACUGCAGCAGAUAUUCAAUAUGCAUGUGUUCAAGUUGGAGCAGGAGGAGUAUGUGAGGGAGAAGAUCGAGUGGUCGUUUAUUGAUUUCUAUGACAACCAGCCUUGUAUCGACCUGAUAGAGAACAAGCUGGGGAUACUGGACCUGCUGGAUGAAGAGUGCAAGAUGCCGAAAGGAUCUGACCAGAACUGGUGCCAGAAGUUAUUUGAUAAACAUCUGAAGAAGUCCAAGCAUUUUGACAAGCCAAGGAUGUCCAUGAAAUCAUUCAUCAUCAUCCACUUCGCGGACCGGGUGACCUACACUGCAGACGGCUUCCUGGAGAAGAACCGGGACACCAUCUUGGAGGAGCAGAUCAACAUCCUCAAGGCCAGCGAGUUUGAUGUCGUAGCCCAGCUGUUUGAAGAGGCUAGCGAUAAGAAGACAAGGUCAGGGUCAGUGACGGUCACUCCGCUACGCCAGUCGGCCAAGACGGGCAGCAAGCAACACAAGAAAACAGUUGGAUCACAGUUCCGAGACUCUCUCAAGCUACUGAUGGAGACGCUGAAUGCAACCACACCCCACUACAUCCGAUGUAUCAAGCCCAAUGACUUGAAAGAAGCGUUUGAGUUCAACUCAACGCGAGCUGUGGAGCAACUGAGAGCUUGUGGAGUGCUGGAGACGAUCCGUAUCAGUGCUGCCGGGUACCCCUCAAGGUGGACGUAUGCCGAGUUUUUCCAGCGCUAUCGUGUCCUGGCUAUUUCCAAGGACAUCCUGAAGAAGAACCUGUUGAAGACGUGUGAAAAUAUCCUCGUCAAGCUGAUUGCAGACCCUGACAAGUACAGGUUUGGAAAGACGAAGAUAUUCUUCAGAGCGGGUCAAGUGGCGUACCUGGAGAAGCUGAGAGCAGACAAGCUCCGUGCAUGCGGCGUCAUGAUCCAGAAGCACAUCCGGGGCUGGCUGCUGCGCCGCAAGUACCAGAGAAUCAGGAAGUCUGUGCUGCUGGUGCAGAGGUUCGGGCGGGGCCUGCUGGCUAGAAGAAUGGCUGUCCACCUCCGACAAACCCAUGCUGCCAUCGUCAUCCAGUCGAAAUGGAGGAGCUACAAGAAGUGGUCCGUCUACAGGAAGCUGCGGACAUCUGUCAUCCUCCUCCAGGCCAAGAUACGAGGCAACUUUGCUCGUGAUCGGUACAUUGGUAUGAUGAAGCAGAAACGUGCAGUGACAAUACAGCGCACGAUCCGCGCAUUCCUGGCCCGGAAGAGGUACAAGAGAGUGAUGCGCGGCAUCAUCCUGCUGCAGUCCCACGUCCGCAGACGCAAAGCCAAGAGGGAGCUCAAGACUCUCAAGAUUGAAGCCAAGUCUGUUGAGCACAUCAAGCAUGUCAACAAGGGCUUGGAAAACAAGAUCAUUGAGCUGCAACAGAAGCUUGAUACCAAGGCUAAGGCUGUUCAAGCGCUCCAAGUUAGCGAGAAGAACGUUGAGGAGAUGAAGACAGAAAUCCAGAAACUGCGGUCUUCGGACCAGGUUGCCAAGACGUCAUCCAAUCGUGUGCGUGAACUGGAGGAGGAGAUCGCACGUCUCAAGGAGGACCUCGAGAGCGAGCGUGGUGAGAAAGAAGAUGUAAUAUCGGAGAAACAGUUGCUGCAGAAGAAUCUGCAUGAGAUGGUGACCAAGUUUGAAGAUGAGCAAGUGAGGUUAAAGGAGGACCUUGAUGCUGCAAACCUCCUACUGAAACAGCAAGAAGAACAAAAUACACAAAUUAUAAAGGAGAAGCUGGAAGCUGCCAACAAACGUCUCUUGGAGGAGUUUGAGUCAGAGCGAGGCCACCACCAGAAGAUGGUGCGAGAACACGGCCGUCUUCAGCAGCGGCUUGAGAACCUGCAGGGGGAGAUGAGCGUCCUGAAGAGCCCCACCGGCGGCCACCACAGAACCCCCUCAGACAUCAGCGCCAUCAGUGUGGACUCGUACAGCAGCUCUGCCGACGUGGAGAGGGGAGCCGAGGACAGGCGAGAGGACGAUGAGGACCUGGGUUACGAGACAGCCAAGAGGAAGGCAGCGCCACCUACCAGUCUACUUGACACGGUCUUGAAUGAGGUCACAGGGAAGAAGGAGGGUGAGCCACUAGAUGUGGGUCUGGUGCUGAAGCUGCAGAACCGCGUGAAGGAGUUGGAGCGAGACAAGCAGUCCCUGCAGCGCCGUGUGGAACGGAUGGAGGAGGACAGUCCACGGGCGUCGCCCACCAUGAUGUCCGACUCCGCCUUCGAGGCUCUCAAGCAAGAAAUGGGCGCAAAUGCAGAUGACGUUGCCCUUGUAAUUAAGCUACAAAAGCGGGUAAAGGCUUUAGAGGUCGUUAAAAACAAACUGACAAACGAGUUGGAAGAGCGAGAUGAUAACGAAAAUGGCCAAGAGAGAAUCGGUGGUGACCUCGCCUAUGAGAGUUUGAAGAUGCAGGAACUUCAGAACGAGAACGACAAACUGAAGCGAGAAGUGUCCUCCCUCAACAAGUCCAUUGCCGCAAGUACAAACUUUGACAACAGUGGCAAAAUGUCCCCCGCUGGGAAGAAGUUCCUCGUAUUUAGACGGUUUUCUAAGCGAGGGAGAGCUGACAAAGCUAAGUCGCCUGAGGAUGAACUGGAGGCAAUGCGAGAAGAGCUGGACCGACGGAGAGAUGAGUGUCUCCACCUACGGGCGGAGUUGGCGGACCGCAGCAUCACCACGCACACCGUUGCUAAGGAGUCCUACGGCGGCCAUGACGAAAUGGUGAACGAAGACGACGAGAUUGUGAUGGCUUUCAAGACUCAGAAGGACCUAAACAGGCUGCUUCAGACUCAGUUAGACAAGACAGAGAAGGACUUCAAGAAGAAGGAGGACGAUUUACACAUUGAGAUCAAGGAGCUGAAGAAAGAGAAUGACCGACAACAGAAACUCAUUGGACAGAACCUCACGCUUGGGCCCGAGGCAAGGAUCGAGGCAACGAUGCAGCAUGAGAUUACAAGACUCACGAGUGAAAACCUGGAUCUACGUGAGAUGAUCGACAAACAGUCCGAUCAGAUCAGGAAAUUGAAGAAGAUGCUGAAAGUGUACUCGAAGAAGCUCAAAGAUGGCGAAGCUGCGGAGAUUCAAGCAGAGCUGGAGCAAGAGGAGAGGAGUAGCGCCAAUGGUGCCCUGGCGACGGUGAAACACAGACAGAGGAUAUUCCUGGGCAUGCUGGAGUACAAGAGGGAGGAUGAAGGCGCCCUGUUGAAGAACCUGAUACUUGACUUGCGGGCCAAGUUCUCGUCUGGGCAGAUCCCUGGCCUGCCAGCCUACAUCCUGUUCAUGUGCGUGCGUCACACCGACUACACCAACGAUGACGAGAAGGUCCGCUCCCUACUGACUGGCACGAUCAACAGCAUCAAGAAGGUAGUCAAGAAGCACCCUGACGACAUGGAGCGGUGUACGAUGUGGCUAGCCAACACGUGCCGGCUGCUGCACACACUCAAGCAGUACAGUGGGGAGAAGACGUUCCAGGCCGAGAACACCCCCAAGCAGAACGAGCAGUGUCUCCGCAACUUCGACCUGUCCGAGUACAGGCAGGUGUUCAGUGACCUGGCGGUGUGGGUGUACCAGGGCCUCAUCAAGGUCAUGCAGGAGAUGAUACAACCCAAUAUAGUGCCGGCUGUGUUGGAGCACGAGGCUAUCGCAGGUCUGACGGCAAGUAAACCCUCCGGGCUCCGCGGCCGCAGCAGCAGCACUGCCCGAGACCCUGACGAAGAUGACAGCAAGAUGUACUCCCUCGACUCCCUCAUGAGAUCGCUGAACAGCUUCAUGAGGAUAGUGACGCAGCACGCAGUCGACCCAGAACUCGUCAAGCAGAUAUUCAGACAGCUCUACUACUUCAUCUGCGCUGGAGCUCUCAACAAUCUCCUGCUGAGGAAGGACAUGUGUAACUGGUCCAAGGGUAUGCAGAUUAGGUACAACAUCAGCCACCUGGAGCAGUGGCUGCGAGACAACAAGCUGCACGAGUCUGGCGCCACAGGCACGCUGGACACAGUCAUCCAGGCAUCACAGCUGUUGCAGGCCAGGAAGACCGAUGCUGAUGUUGAGAGCGUGUGUGAGAUGUGCUCUAAACUCACACUUCCCCAGAUCGUGAAGAUCCUGAACCUGUACACCCCUGUCGACGAGUUCGAGGAGCGAGUGCCCAUCUCGUUCAUCCGGAAGAUCCAGGAAAAGCUGCGCUCCCGCGAGGGCACCACCAACACUCUCCUGAUGGAGACCAAGUUCUCCUACCCUGUCACCUUCCCCUUCAACCCAUCCUCCAUCGCCAUGGAAACCAUCGAGGUGCCUGAGCAGCUCCAUCUAGGAUUCCUCAAGAGGAUAUGAGGAGAUAACUCUGUUGAUUGUCUAGGAAAUAGCGAGGUCUGGCUACGGGUUGGAGUACAAUGUCAUGUAUAGGGACGCAUUAACAUGUGAAGGAACUCUGAAGGAUCAAAUGUUGGAUUUGAUACUCGACAAAAUAUCUUCCGUUUUUGAUUGAAAUAUUGCAAGAUGUCAGUUGACGACACCGACCCCAGGCAACGACCCUGACCAGGAGGCAUUGUGUAUAUUUUGAACAGGAUCCAAAUGGAUCAUCACUUCACAAGUCACAAAACGGAUCCUUGAUCCGAUAUUUGGAAUCACAAGUCAAAAUGGUCUGAUGUUUUUUAUAUGAUCCUAAAAACUCACUUCUGUAAAAGUCAUCCAGUGUUGGAGCAAGAUCCAACAGGGUCUCCAGUCUCCAGUCGCCAGUCCUCCGUGAGCGAUGUGAGGUGACACUACAGACCGUGUAAGCAUUUGUGAUAGAGCAGUGUCUGAGCGUUGAUCAAACCAAGAUACAGUCAACAACCGUUUCAGCCUGUGUCUGUGGUUGGAGGUGGAACAAGUCUUCUUAGAACAUGAGUCAUGAAUAGAUGGUGGUUUCAGUCACAGCCUUUAAGUUAUUACAAGUCAUGUGGACAGGGGAACGUGCAGUGAAUCCUCAUUAAUCGGAACCCUGUUAAUUUGGACACCUUGCUUUCCAGGCAGUUAUUGUUGGGGAAAGUCCAUAAAUAAUUAAAAAAUGUUGAUGUAACUACCUUCACAUGAGUCAUUGAUUGGUGUUUGUUGAUUUGGAUGAUUUCACUGCUAAUUAGCAGGAUUUCACUGUGGAUUAGCAGGAUUCCACUGCAGAUUAGCAGGAUUUAACUUCCGAUUAGCAGGAUUCCACUGCAGAUUAGCAGGAUUUAACUACUGAUUAGCAGGAUUCCACUGCAGAUUAGCAGGAUUUAACUUCCGAUUAGCAGGAUUCCACUGCACAUUAGCAGGAUUAAACUACUGAUUAGCAGGAUUCCACUGCAGAUUAGCAGGAUUUAACUACUGAUUAGCAGGAUUUCACUUUGGAUUAGCAGGAUUCCACUGCAGAUUAGCAGGAUUUAACUACUGAUUAGCAGGAUUCCACUGCAGAUUAGCAGGAUUUAACUACUGAUUAGCAGGAUUCCUCUGCUGAUCAGCAGAUUCUGCUGCCAAUUAGCAGGAUUUAACUGCUGAUUAGCAGGAUUUCACUCUGGAUAAGCAGGAUUCCUCUGCCGAUUAGCAGGAUUUCACUGUAGAUAAGCAGGAAUUAACUUCCGAUUUGCAGACUCCACUGUAGACACUGUUGUCCGACUAUAUAGUAAACCGACGUAGGGAUAUGGUGCCCCAUGGACAGGUAUAGACAUAGGGAUGGUUGUACCCAUGAUGCACUGUUUCAGUUACUGUGGAUGUUUAGUAAAUGUUAAAACUGGUAAAAGUCUUUAUUGGCUGUGUCGGAGAUAUUGCAUGUUUAGCUUUGUGCAGUAUGUACCUACACACACAGAUUUGAUCAGUGAAGUCUCAAAUAUUAAUGAGUUCAAUGUGCAAACAAGUCAUGCUGGUGUCAGACAAAUUAUUGUGCAAUAGAUCAACAGUUAAGCUUUGUCAACGAUCUAUCUCAUAUUAAACUGCUAGAACAUGUAUAAAUUAUAUCGUAUAUACAAUUGUUAUAUUUGAGAUUAUAGCACUGGUUCUUUGAUUCAAUGAUUCUUUCAGUUGAUAAUCAUAUCAUACAUGUUCGUUGUGCAUUAACCCGUUAAUGAAUCAGCAAGAUGAAUGAAUGAUGAUAAUUAAUAUGAAAAUGAUGAUUUUAAGGAAGUUAAAACUGUUUCUAUUUUGGGCAAAUUGGCUUUAAUGCGAAAAUUUUAAACAUUAUCUCUUGGUAAACACAGUGCACAUGCCAAAGGGAGGGAAUUUUUGUAUAGAAAAGUUUGUGGUAGCCCAGCGGUACAUGUGUUUGUUUGUCCUACCAAAGACCGAGUUUGAAUCCCUUCAUGAAUGUGGUCAAUGUUGGGACCUGGGUUAGAAUACUUCCACGGCACUUUAUUACAAUGUGGAUACCUUAAGAUUUUACGAAACUGAAAAGGGCAGUCAGAAUUGAUGGCUUUGUUGGUUGCAUGUCAUUGUACCCCGACAAACAUGGGACGAUGCUCAUGAUGUCAACCAGUGGUUUGUCAGAUUCAGACUCAAAUAUUGAACAAACAGCAUGAUUAUGAUGAAUAACAAUUCCUUAUAUUUCAAAGAAAACUGACUGCCGAAAUGAUAAAAGAAACCAUUCUGUCAGUGUGCUAUCCUUCCUCCCUCUUUAUGAUGCUCACGACUCGAUGGUGAUACUUAAAGGGUUAAUGUAGUCGUAUCCUGUGUAUCGUAUCCCCUGUAACCAUGGUAACCAUUCGUGUGUCACUGUAGUGUAUAUAUGCUGUAUCGACAACAAGUCGGUGUUGGAACUGCAGGAUCAUUGGAACUGCUAGAAUUGUGUAUACGUCAAAUUUAUUGUUGUUGACUUUUGAAUCAUGACUGAAAUCUACCAUACCACCGCAAGUUAUGUUUCUUACAAAACAUCAUAUUCAAAAAGGUAUUUAGUCUUUUUUGCACAAGGAAACCUCGCUGAGAACACACAAUUUCGAUCCUGACAAAGUUGGAAAAUAAUUUCAUUGAAAUUUUAUUUUUUUAAAUUUAGGGUCCCUUUUCAUAGCCCUUAUCAAUACCCAUGGACCUUUUAUAUACUGCUCAACUUCUGAAAGGGAUAAUCAGAUGUGUAUGAUGGAAAGAAAAAAUAUCUCCAUCAAAAGUUGAGUGGUAUAACACUUUGAUUAAUCACUGAAUUAUGUUUUUCCACAAUUUCCAAAAAAUUAUGAGAAUCAGUAAUUUACAAGAGAUCUCUAUUCACAUAACAGACUUUUAAACCUUGACGCCUGUCAGUUGAAAUUGACAUACCAUGGUGUAUAUUUUGUAUGUCCCAACUGUCACCGCAGUGCUGUGUGUUCAUUGGUUGUACAUUUCUGAUUGUUGAUAGUUGUUGGUUAUUUAUUACACAUGUAUGUUAAUGUGUAAGAUUCCUGUUUGUACAGCUCAUGUGCAAACUGUUUUAUGCGGUAUUCAUAGUUGAAAUGACACACAGAUCGGGAAUCAUAGACUGUGAUUGUAUCUGGGAAGAGAUUGUUCUUAAGGUUAACCAACAAAUUAAUGCUAAGUCACAAUGUUGCUUGUUUGACUGUCUCAAGGAAAUGUCAAAAAUAUGUAUCUGGUCAUGUAUUUAUUAUGAUUUUUAGGCCAGACCAAAAUCUAUCCCCUACCCCAAAACUAUUUUUUUUAAAUAGUCAACAAUCGAAAUAUAAAACAAAGUAAAAAUGUAAAUUCUGUGCUCAAUAGAUCCUUAUGAAAAAGACAUUUAUGAAAAAGUGAAAAAGAAUUACUAUAUUCGACGUAAUAAGCGCCCACGGCGGUAUUUGCUAAUAUAUUGGCUAGUGAACAAUCCCAGUUAGCACCCCUUCCGAUUGAUCAAUGUUCACAAGACUUAUUUAUUCGGGUAUAAUGUGCACUUGUGUGUUAUUUGCACCCUCAAUUAUGAGAAAUAAUUUCUGGAAAAUGUAUCUGUUGCGUAUGAUACGCACAUACUUUUCUUUUGUAUCAUUUUUCUCACCUUAUUUCUAAUUUUGAGAGCCCUCCGGGUGCUUAUUACGCCGAAUACGGUAAAAGAAUAUAAUGUCUUUUUGUUUUUUUCAAAAACAAUUGUAGAACCAAGAAAGACAAUUGGUCUGGCUUAAUUAUGACAAACUUGCUGAAUUAUUUCUAAUUCUGUAUACUAGUGAGGGAUGAAAUGUAGACACACAUUGUAAUUACAAAAUAUUGAUACAUCGAAUAUGAUAUAUAUAUAUACAUGCUAUAUUGGUACACUUUUCAUUGACCAAAGAAGGGAGAUAACUCACUAUAAAACAUUUAUUGUCACAUGUUCCCAAGACACAUGUAUCGAUGUUACUCUAUCACAGACAACAAUUAUCUGGGAAAACUAAGAUAAAAAUACCUACUAACAACACAAAUAACCAUCUUUAUACUAAAUUAAUGUUUUGGGAAAAUGUAAUUUUAUGUAAAAUAUACGGAGAAAAAUAUCAUUUACUGAAAAGAACUUUCUAGUCUCACCUUGGAAAUAUUGAAUGAUUAGUUUAUUUACUAUUGGGUGUUUAAUAUUGGAUCCCAUUCCCCAAAGUGAUCUUAACUCCCAUACUUUAACAUAAACUUAUGACAUUCAUACUCAUGAGAUCGUUUUGUGGAACAGCGCCCUGUAUCCUCGUUUGUUCUUUGUAAAGUAUCAGAAUAUCACAUCUUCUCCCAUAUUCUCAUCUUAUUAUCACUGUUAAUUCCUCAAACAUUCCUUUACAAAUGUGAUCAGAUACCACAUUCAAAAUUAUUCUUUUGAAAUUGUGUAUUUAAUUCCGAUCAAAGCUUUAAUGUCCUCUGGUCCCAGUGACAUUCCAUCACAGCUGAUUAUUUUUUUUAAUGAAUAAUGUUUUUUAAAAGAUAAAGUCAUUAAUAACUUUAUUAAUAAUAAUUCAGGUUCUCAAAACCACAGCAAGAAUCUUUUAAACAAAUACCUACAAUGGUGUUUUGGGGUAUCUUUCAUCCAGCCAGUAUGGCAUGCUGUGCGUCCAAGACCUUGUAACCAUGGUAACCAGUUCCACAUGUUACCACCUUGGAAUCAAAAUACAUUAUUUUGUAUACUUGUUUUCUUAUUUUUCAUGAAGUCUUAUUAUUUCAUUUCAAAUGAGUCCUAUAUUUACAUAUAACCUACUUUUACACCCUAUUCCAAUGUCCAUUUGGUUGUGAAACCAUCUUUAUAAAACCAUUGUCAUGAAACCAAGGUUAGUUCUAAGACUAGCUUCUGAGAAGGGAUAUUAAUCACACCUUGAAACUUGUACUUUAGCAUUAGGCCAAGCUCUUUAUAUUACUACGACAAAAAAAAAUGUUCAAAGCAAUUUUGUGAAAUUUAAAAGAAUCAAAAAUGCAGUGAUUAACAAAAUCAACUGUUACGUUUCUGUGUCUGGACAAGUCAGCCACACAAUGCUCAUCAAGAAAACAUAGGUACAAUUUCUGAAACUCUUUAAAGGGACCCACGGCCGUGAAAUGGCUGGAAUAUUACUAAAAGUGGUGUAAAAUCAUACUCACUCAUGUCUUGAUUGGCUAGAAUAUUAAAAGCGCGUAACACAAAAUCAUUAUAUGAAGCUGGUGCUCCCAAAGGCAAUGUUCACAAUCAUGCAUUCCAUUAUGUAUGCUGUGUUUCUGCAUGAGACAUAGCCAUCUUGUUCUCUCCCAAGUUAUUAACCGUGUUCUGAUUAUCUUGAAUGUUCUGAUAUCUGGAGGGGCGGUGGGGUAGCCUAGUGGUUAAAGCGUUGGCUCAUCACGCCAAAGACCCAGGUUUGAUUCCCCACAUAGGUACAAUGUGUAAACCAUUUUCCUGUGUCCCCUGCUGUGAUGUUGCUGAAAUAUUGCUAAAAGCAGCAGGGGCGUUGGGGUAGCCUUGUAGUUAAAGCGUUCACUCGUUACGCAAAGACCCAGGUUCGAUUCCUGACAUGGGUACAAUGUGUGAAGCCCAUUUCUGGUGUCCCCCGCCGUGAUAUUGCUUGAAUAUUGCUACAAGCGGCGUAAGACCAUACUCACUCCCACUAAAAGCAGCAUAAAACUAUACUCACAUUCAUUAACACAUAGAGCUGCACCACACCAUCUUAGCACUAGGACUCCUUAUUUCAGUACUUCUUGGUAUCCCAAUGGUUGAAUAGUUUACUUAUAAAACUGCAGGCCUGGGUUCGAAUCCCCACUUGAAUAGUGUCAGGCCCAUCGUUUGAGUCCUGUCAAAUGUCUGGAAUAUUGCUUAAACUCGAGCCGCAUUGACUUCAAGUAGCCUCAGUAACAUGAUCGCUUGUAGAACACACUCUUCACUAUUGUAAGCCAUGUUAGAACAUGUAAAACUAUUUUCCAUACCACUAUUCAUGCCACCCAUCACAAACAAGGUACACACAAGAGCACAGGACAAAUUAGGACAUAGUCUUUGUGAUAUUGAUGUUAUGGGUGUAUGUAGGCAAUAUAUCAGUAUACUACUCAUGUUUGAUAAGUAGGCUGGGGACAUAGAAGCGUUUCUGGAACACUUCAAAUGUUGAGUUGAUGCCUCUUCCUGAUUCUCACUGAAUUUAGCCAAUUAUACCCCCAUCAAAUGUCAAGUUGAGGCCAUCCACCGUACAAGGUAUCAAUUAGGUGAAUUAUACCCCUAUCAAAUGUUGAGGCCAUCCACCUUUGAGGUAUCAAUUUGGUUAAUCAUACCCCCAUCAAAUAUUGAGUUCAGGCAAUGCACCUUAAGGGUAUCUAUUUUGUGAAUUAUACCCCUAUAAGAUGUUGAGGCCAUCCACCUUAUGAGGUGACAAUUUGGUAAAUCAUACCCCUAUAUUAAAUGUUGAGUAGAAUAGUAUGUUUUGUGAAACACAUUAUCAUUCCUGGGAUUAGAAUGAAUGUUUGUUGGACAUGACUUAACAUGCCAACAUGAACAGAAUAAAUAGAACACAAUUAUGUAUAUUCCCAUAGUGCAGUCUUGCACUCUGACAAAUAACCUCUUUUGUUUUCCUUUUUAAGUAUUCUGAAUCAAAUAGAAAAAACAAUAAUUGAUUAAUUAGUCAUUUCAUUAGCUUCAUAAUGACUCCAGUAUUUAGAGAUGUCAGACUUUGAUGUUGAAUGUCAGUCCCAGGGUUAGACCAACUUUUUUAAUCACAAUUAUGCGAUUGAAAUAAUUUUUAUAUCAUCACACACAGUUUAUCAAUAGAAUCACAAUUUUCGUAAAUUUCACCAUAAACUUUUGAAUAUGACUAUUGUUGAUAUAAGUAGUUGAAAGGAAAGUAGAAUAUUGAAAUGAAAGUAGUUGUCAAUCUAGUAGUAUCUUGUGCAUCAGACAUCCUUGACCUUGAAUAGUAAUGAUGUAAAAAUUGAAUAAGGAUGUCAUGUAUUCCACACUUUUAAGGAUUGAAUGCAAGAAGAAUGUUUUGUUUGGUUGUACAUAUUUGGUUCAAGGUCAGCUUUUAUGUAUGAGAGUGUGCUAUUUAUUGCAAAAACCUGAUCAUUUUAUGAUGCAAGUGUCUACUUAAUAUCUGUGAAUAUUUCAAUCCAUGUGUAGCCAUGUCUUUUGCUAGCGUCAGAGCUUAUAGAGACUGGGAGCCGAGGCUCCAAGUGACUUGGUAACUAGAAUAAUAAAUUUGGAUGUAGAUGCCAUGUUAGAGAUGACGCUAUGACAAAUGGUGGUCUUUGUGAUAUGUAGUAUAACUUGUCAGCCAAUGAGAACCCACACGAACAUUGAUUAGCCAAUCAGUGAGGCAAUAAACCACUAGAAAAUGA